Fusarium coffeatum is the source of this 732-nucleotide messenger RNA. RefSeq lists its product as uncharacterized. The transcript has a single exon. Bases 1 to 732 code for a protein of 243 amino acids. NCBI's taxonomy places the organism in Eukaryota, Fungi, Ascomycota, Sordariomycetes, Hypocreales, Nectriaceae. The record is from RefSeq and is a predicted model, not a curated record.
AUGGCUAUCGCCAAUCCUGAGGCUCGCUUCCCUAGAGACCAGGAGCCCCGACGCUUGUCUCGCCAUGCACUGCGGAACCUCGCCGACAACGACCACAGUCACAAUUACCCUUAUUGUUGGGGAUUCACGAUUUUCCGCACUGUCUACACACCGGACUCCGAUGAAGCUGUCGCUACAGCUCUUGAUCGCCUGAGCCGUUACGCAAAGCAUUUUACCGACAAUGAGUCUAUGCCACCUCGCAUCAAUGAUCCUUACGAUCCGUUACCAAACCAAGACCUCUGGAGUCGCUACUACAGCGAAGUAAUUGAGGAUGAGAAAACUCUGUCCAAUGCGUCCGUGGAUGAAGUUGGCCAUAUAUUUGAUAAAUGGAUCAAAGCGAACCGCACACCCGUUGACUACGCCAAUCAGCGCUUCCACUUCCCACACGGUAGAUUUCGCUUCUGCUUGAUGUUAGAUCAAGAGAGCAUCGAUAAUAUUCUGGCCAUGCCUGAUGACCCACGAACACCUCUCAAGUUGGAUCGGCAGAAGCUGUUACGCUGGGUAAAGAUUGUAACAAACGAAACGAUGCGCGACGGUCGGCGCUGGUGGUUACGCGUCAGCAUUGCCGAGUACCUGUGGCCACUAUGGUUUAUGUGUUUUGACCCAGAUGCAAUGAUCGAGGAGAUGGGAUGGGUGGAUGAGAACGAAGGGAUUCAGAAUCUCUGGGGAAGUCCGGAAGUGAUGCGUGAGUGA